Molecule: messenger RNA, 894 nt
Organism: Cylicostephanus goldi
Lineage: Eukaryota; Metazoa; Nematoda; Chromadorea; Rhabditida; Strongylidae
Source: the annotation of a GenBank genome assembly
AUGUUCCCAAGGAGAGUCGAUACCUACAAAUAUGGUGCGCGACGCAAUGACCGAAGGAGCGACUAUAGGAGAAGAGACGAUUAUCAUAGAGAUGAAUACAAAAGACAAGUCGAUAGACGUACGAGCGAGAGAAUUAAAGAGAGGGAAAGAAGAAGUGAGCGUAGAAGUAGUCCCGCAAAGAAAAGCUGUGAGAGAGUGGAUAGAUACCCCCGCAGACGACAAGGAGAAGAUGCGACUAAAAAGACGGAGCCGGAUAAUCGUAAAGCGGAGAGGAGUGAUGAUAAAGGAAGAAGACGAAGUCCGAAGGUUCGCCCUACUUCCAGAAGAAGAGAGCCUGUUCCGACCAGCUACAGCUUUGAUUCUGACUCGGUGCUCACCGGUCCCAGCACGAUCACCACAACUUACAGUUCAGCGAGCAGUCCAUUCAUAGGAGGCGCGAGCAGUCAAGAGCAUGGAAACGACGGCCAAGUAUUAAAGACCCCCAGGCAUCCUAGUGAAAUUGGGCAUAAGAAACACAGGAAACAUCGUAAGCAUAAGAAAUCCUGCAAGGAAGAUAGCAGCAGAAGCAGCGAUCAUGUGAUAAGGACUCCGAGACAUCCUUUCAAUAUCGGACAUCCUAAAAAUUCGGACGAGAAAUCACACAAACAUGAUGAAAAGGGAAGGACUUCGAAGCACUCGCACGGAGAAAGCAAGAAUCCAGCUGGAGAAGGUCCUUUCAAACAUUCUGAAGAAACCGAAAAACCUCUCAAGCGCUCGGAGGAUGAAAAAUCUCCUAAGCAUUCUGGUCACAGGAGAGCUUUGAGACAUUUCGACGAGGAGAACUCUGCCAGGAACGUUGAGCAUGGCAAAACUUCUAAUCAUUCCCAGGAGAAGGCAGCUUCUAGGUAUGUUUAG